AUGCCAACGUAUCCGCAGCCUGAUAGAAACGGCAGACAAUCCUCCGGCAAAGGCUUCUUCAGACGAAACAAGGACAAGGAUGAGCUGCCCCCAACCCCAAGCCUCAAUGGGUCUACCGUUUCUGGACAUUCGAAGAGAGGGUCAACAGCAGGAUAUCAAGAUAUCGCCAACGUCGGCCUCAGGCCUAGCAUCACGUCUGUACCAUACUCCUCCACUGCCGACUCGAGUGCUCCUGUGUCGGUAGAUUUCCUCCCCCAAGAAGACCAACUUCCCGCUCAACAAACAAGCUCUUUCUCGAGGGGUUCGGACUUUCAUCAGUACCCAAGAUUCGAAGCCCCAUCUCCACAAAAUGGUGCCUCACAUCCCUCGGGCCCUCGCCCGCCGCCUCAUGGCACAGGAAUUACAAUGGCAUCAAGUCAGGGAGGUGACAAGGGUGCAAGGUACCAGCAAUGGGGAAAGGUCGGGAGCAGGGAUGGCAAUUCAGUUUACGACUCCGUAUCCACCACCGACAGCUCAAACGGGCCCAGACGGUCCUUCGAUGGUGCAAGCAUAAAGUCAAGCGCCUCCUCCGCCACACGAGGAUCGACCAUUUUCUCGUCAGAUAAUUCGUCACGAACCGCGGUUGCCGCAAGAAAUGACACCGACAACUUCUCCAUACUGUCACCCUCAGGCUCGCGAUUGUCCAAGAUGUCAACCAUGUCGGGCUGGCCUUCGCAACAGCAGGCCGCAUUCAGUUCGACCACCUCUUUCAAUCCUGCGGGGUUCUACCUUCCGAAGCCCGAUAAUGACGAAGACAUCGAGAAACUCUUCAUCGACUUAAUGCACAAAAGAGGAUGGCAGAACCUACCUGAGCAGGCUCGGCGGCAAAUGCUUGCAUAUGCUCCAGCUAAGAAAUGGACGCUUGUGCAUCAAGAUAAAUUGACAGAAUGGCAAGGAGAGCAGAAGCGACGCCAGCAGGCGCGCCAGACCGGCGUCGUCGAUGGCGCGAUGGCGCGACCGGAUCUCGAGGGCAGCCCCGAGUGGUAUGUGAAGAAGAUCAUGGACAAUAGCAUAACCACAAAGCAACUCCAGAGUCUGAGUGUCAGCUUACGCACGCAGCCCAUCUCCUGGGUGAAGACCUUCAUCGAAGCACAGGGCCAGAUAGCCUUGACCAAUGUGCUGAUGAAGAUCAACCGGAGGCAAGAUGGUGGCCCGACUCCAGCAUCUACAGCCGCGUCUAGUGAAAAAGACCUGGACAGGGAAUACGACAUUGUAAAGUGUCUCAAGGCUCUCAUGAACAAUAAAUACGGGGCCGACGAUGCGCUCAAUCACCCCCAAGUCACUGUCGCGCUGGCAAUGUGCCUCAUUUCACCUCGGUUGACUACCCGAAGAUUGGUAUCUGAAGUCAUUACCUUCCUCUGCCAUUGCGGCGAGGGCCAGGGUCACCUCAAGGUUCUCCAAUCGCUAGAUCAUCUCAAAGGCAUGAUUAAUGAGAAUGGGCGCUUCGACGCUUGGAUGAGAAUUGUCGAGGUCACAAUCGAUGGCCGCGGUAAGAUGGGCAGCUUGGUUGGUGCCAGCGAAGAAGUACGAAGCGGUGGUGUUGGGAUGGAGAACCUACUGAUGGAGUACGCUGUGGCUACGCUCGUUCUGCUCAACUCAAUGAUCGAUGCGCCUGAGCGAGACCUGCAGCUAAGAUGUCACAUUCGUGCCCAGUUCAUUGCUUGCGGUGUCAAGCGGAUCUUGACCAAGAUGGAAGGCUUCCAGUACGAUGUCAUUGACAAACAGAUUGAGAGGUUUCGUGAGAAUGAAGCCAUCGAUUACGAGGAUAUUCUACAGCGCGAGAACAGCAGCAUGGUCGACAGCGUCGAGGGCGAUGUCAAGGAUAUGACCGACCCAGUGCAGAUCACGGACGCUAUCAUGAGCAGGAUCCAGGGAACGCGGACACAAGACUACUUCAUUUCCGCCAUGCAGCAUCUGCUGAUUCUUAGGGAGAACAACUCAGACGAUCGACUGCGGAUGUUCCAGCUCGUGGACUCGAUGCUCAGCUAUGUAGCCAUGGACAGGCGCCUGCCGGACAUGGACCUUAAACAGAGUCUGAACUUCACCGUCCAGAAUCUACUCGACAAGUUGUACACCGAUUCCGAGGCAAGGAUUGCCUUUGAUGAAGCCACUGAGUCAAGGCAGAUCGCCGAAGCGGCGCUCGCUGAGCGAGAUGAGAUGGCAUCGAAAGUGGCUAUGGGUGCCGAUGGGCUCGUGGACCGGUUGCAGAAGCACAUCGACGAGCAAAGCGAGAUCAUCGAAAUGCAGCGGCGCCAGGCAGAGUCUAUGAAGUCCGAAAUUGCAGAACUCCACCGACUGCGAAAUCAAGAGCUGCAACGCAACGAGCUCGAGACCAGAGAGCUUUAUCUCAUGCUCAAGGAUGCACAGGACGUUGCUGCGUCGCAUGCCAAGAACGCGAAUGCUGUUGGUCAGGAUCCUUCUCAGAUGCAGGGUAUCCUCGACCGCGAGAAGCUUAUGGAGCGCCUCGAACGCAAUCUUGAGAGGACCAAGACUCAAUUCAAGCUUGAGGGCAAAGUAUGGGGCCAAUCUGGUCCGUCGGAACGUUUGCGAGAGCUCCGCGAACAGAUGGAUGACAACCCGAAUGAGGCCGACUUCCAGGAGAGAACACAGAGACAACUCACCGCCAGUGUCAUGGGCAGCGUCACCCGCAGUAAUGCUCAUCGCUCCAGGAAACCCGUAGGCGGCAGGCCUGCACUGCCAGAGGAAGAUGAGGAGGCUGACGAUGAAAUUGUGAUCGAGAAACCACGCCUCGUGGAGAUGAGCAGGCCCAAGAUGGACAAGAAGCAGCACGCUAACUUGUUCGGCGAAAUGGCAGCCAAAGUCAAGAAGAUGGAUGCCAGCGACGAUGAAGGCGAGGCGGAGGGCGACGGUGUCACAACCGGUCCAACGCACCCAAGCCUUGAGUCGCAGUCGCCAAAGACGCCGCUCGACGAGACUGCCUUAGACGGCAAGUUCUCAGGACCUCCACCUCCACCUCCGCCACCAAUGCCAGGCUUUACCGGACCGCCUCCGCCUCCGCCGCCUCCGCCACCUCCUCCUGGACUCGGAACGUCUGCCGGUCCGCCGCCGCCGCCUCCGCCGCCUCCGCCACCUCCACCGAUUCCCGGCGCUCCUCCUCUACCUGGUCAGCAGCAUGGUCAUUUCUUGCCUCAACCACAGUUGUCCUCUGUCCCGAUGAUGAAGAUGCCUUUGAUGCGCCCCAAAAAGAAGCUCAAAGCUUUCCACUGGGAUAAAGUCGACAGCCCCGAGAUCACCGUCUGGGCCGAUGCAGCCUCAAUAGAAGCCAAAGAAGAGAAGUACCGUGAACUCCAGCGAAGGGGUGUGCUCGAUGAAGUCGAGAAGCUGUUCUCCGCAAAAGACGUCAAGAUUAUUGGUGCUGUCUCUGGCAAAGCCAAGAACGAGAAGAAGCAAAUUAUCUCUAGCGACAUGCGCAAGAAUUAUCACGUGGCCAUGGCCAAGUUCAAGAGUGACACGUCAGACGACAUUAUCCGCAAGAUCAUCCAUUGUGAUCGAGAUAUACUGGAUAACCCAGUUGUGAUGGAUUUCCUUCAACGAGACGACCAGUGCACAAUCCCAGAGAAUGUCGCCAAACUUAUAGCGCCUUAUAGCAAGGACUGGACUGGUCCGGACGCCGCCAGUACUGCUCGUGAGCAGGAUCCGAAUGAACUUACACGAGAAGACCAGAUUUAUCUUCAGACCGCCUACGAGCUGCAUCAUUACUGGAAGGCCAGAAUGCGUGCUCUGGCUCUAACUCGCAGCUUUGAGCCUGAGUAUGACGAUAUCUCCAAGAAGCUCAAGGAGGUGGUGAACGUUUCAGAGUCCAUCAGAGAUUCCACUUCACUCAUGAGCGUACUGGCACUCAUUUUGGACAUUGGCAAUUACAUGAACGAUUCAAACAAGCAGGCGACUGGCUUCAAGCUCAGUUCCCUUGCUCGUCUUGGGAUGGUGAAGGAUGACAAGAACGAGUCGACCUUUGCCGAUCUCAUUGAGCGCAUCGUUCGAAAUCAGUAUUCCGAAUGGGAAGGCUUUGUCGAGGACAUAUCGGGCGUUGUUGGUAUCGCCAAGCUCAAUGUUGACCAGCUGCGCACAGUUGCAAAGAAGUACAUCGACAAUAUUAACAAUGUACAAUCUUCGCUCGACGCUGGCAACCUAAGCGACCCCAAGAAGUUUCAUCCUCAAGAUCGGGUGGCUCAAGUUGUGCAGCGAUCGAUGAAGGACGCCCGCAGAAAGGCCGAGCAACUACAAAUCUAUCUCGAUGAAACGAGUCGGGUCUACGAUGAUAUCAUGACAUACUUUGGCGAAGAUUCACAGGAUGAAAAUGCCCGUCGUGACUUUUUCAGCAAGCUCUCCGGCUUCCUCGUGGAAUGGAAGAAGUCACGAGAGAAGAACAUCAGCCUAGAGGAGAGCAAGAGGCGCAUCGAAGCAUCACUGGCUCGCAAGAAGGCAGCGACUGCUCUUCCGAGCGCCAGCGGCACUGACUCGCCGAAUAGUCCCACUGGAAGUGGCGCAAUGGACUCUCUUCUCGAGAAGCUUCGAGCUGCUGGAAACCCUGGCAAAGAUCAGAGAGAUCGAAGACGGCGAAGAAUGCUCAAAGAGAAGCACCAAGAGCGGCUGGCUAGCGGCCAGCAUAUACCUGAUCUACCUGUUCGGGAUGAGCUUGAGGAAAGCAGAGGCAUCGCCAAUGGGAAGAGCGAGGGCGAGGACAGCAAUAUUCCCGAGGGUGACGAAGAAAAGAAAGAAGAAAGUCAUGUGAGUGAAAGCGAAGACGUUGCUGAUCGCGCUCUUCGUGCCCUGAAGGAGAUGAGUACCACGCCAGGCGAUGGCGAGCUCGCCGUGAGGCGAAGAAGAGAAGGCGCGGACGAAGAGCGCAAAGCUCGGAGGAUGCGGCGCCGGACACAGCAGAACAACAGCAUCAGCUCUGCCAGUGGCAUCGUAACACCAAGUCCCAUGCAGACGGAAUUCUCGUCCGACGUGAAAAGCCCAGGGAGUGGCAUCUUGGAGAAGGUCGACGAGAACGAUAAAGCCUCCGCGGGGAUCGUCUCCACACCAACCAUUGUUAUCAGCCCUGAGAUGCCACAGCGCGAGGCAGAUGGUGCAGUAAAGGAGGAUGACGCGAAGGAAGGUUCAGCUGAGCAGCCUGCGCGGGUUGACGAUUGA
Molecule: messenger RNA, 5196 nt
Organism: Cyphellophora europaea CBS 101466
Lineage: Eukaryota; Fungi; Ascomycota; Eurotiomycetes; Chaetothyriales; Cyphellophoraceae
Exons: 1
Coding region: 1-5196 (1731 amino acids)
Biological process (GO): barbed-end actin filament capping; mitotic actomyosin contractile ring assembly; actin filament bundle assembly
Cellular component (GO): cell division site; mating projection tip
Molecular function (GO): small GTPase binding; actin binding
Source: RefSeq, a predicted model, not a curated record